GGGACUCGGUGUUUAAAUGCUGACAGCAGGGUCUCCAUCUUAUUAGUCGGUCAAUAUGUGUGAUGAGGAGGAAACCACAGCCUUGGUGUGUGACAAUGGCUCAGGGCUGGUGAAGGCAGGCUUCGCCGGAGACGAUGCUCCCAGAGCCGUCUUCCCCUCCAUUGUUGGACGGCCCAGACACCAGGGCGUGAUGGUAGGCAUGGGUCAGAAGGACAGCUAUGUAGGCGAUGAGGCGCAGAGUAAGAGAGGUAUCCUGACCCUAAAAUACCCCAUCGAGCAUGGCAUCAUCACCAACUGGGAUGACAUGGAGAAGAUAUGGCACCAUACCUUCUACAACGAGCUGAGAGUGGCUCCAGAGGAGCACCCUGUCCUACUGACUGAGGCCCCGCUUAACCCUAAGGCUAACAGAGAAAAGAUGACACAAAUUAUGUUUGAGACCUUUAACGUCCCAGCUAUGUAUGUGGCCAUCCAAGCUGUCCUUUCUCUCUAUGCCUCUGGCAGGACCACAGGCAUUGUCCUUGAUGCUGGUGACGGUGUUACUCACAAUGUGCCAGUCUAUGAAGGCUAUGCUCUACCUCAUGCUAUAAUGAGGCUGGACCUUGCAGGCAGAGACCUCACUGACUACCUUAUGAAGAUCCUGACUGAGAGAGGCUACAGCUUCGUUACCACUGCUGAGCGAGAGAUAGUGCGUGACAUCAAGGAGAAGUUGUGCUAUGUAGCUCUGGACUUUGAGAACGAGAUGGCCACUGCCGCCUCCUCUUCCUCCCUGGAGAAGAGUUAUGAGCUGCCUGAUGGGCAGGUCAUCACCAUCGGCAAUGAGAGAUUCCGUUGCCCGGAGACCCUCUUCCAACCUUCUUUCAUCGGUAUGGAGUCUGCAGGCAUCCAUGAGACUACAUACAAUGGUAUUAUGAAGUGUGAUAUUGACAUCCGUAAGGACCUGUAUGCCAAUAACGUCCUGUCAGGGGGUACCACCAUGUACCCUGGUAUUGGUGACCGCAUGCAGAAAGAGAUAACUGCCCUGGCACCAAGUACCAUGAAGAUCAAGAUGAUUGCCCCCCCAGAGAGAAAGUACUCCGUAUGGAUUGGCGGCUCCAUCCUGGCUUCUCUCUCCACCUUUCAGGCCAUGUGGAUCAGCAAGGAUGAGUAUGAAGAGGCUGGACCAUCUAUUGUGCACAGGAAGUGCUUCUGAAUCAAUUCUUCCCUGUCUACAUCCUGCCUCCAUUAUCUUUGUUUUUUGUCUCAGUUCAUUCACCCCUAUCUUCUUUUGCUCAUGGAGUUGUCAUGCUUCUUUCCUGUGUCAGCAUUUUCUUUUAAUUUCUCUCCCCCUCCCAUCUCUCAAUCUCUCUCUCUCUCGCUCUCUCUCUCUCACCUCUGUUUACUACAUUGCUGCUUUGCCAUCAUUGUCCUCCUCCAAAAUGCCCUCUGACUGUUGACUG
This is a messenger RNA of Lampris incognitus (smalleye Pacific opah), 1436 nucleotides long. It is a transcript of the gene acte1, whose product is annotated as actin, epsilon 1. Bases 56 to 1189 code for a protein of 377 amino acids. The record is from RefSeq and is a predicted model, not a curated record. The transcript is spliced from 9 exons. NCBI's taxonomy places the organism in Eukaryota, Metazoa, Chordata, Actinopteri, Lampriformes, Lampridae.